AGGAGUUGCUCCCUGUGGAGAAGUCCGGGUUUCAGUGGGUUUUCUUCUGUUGUGUUUAGAGAGAUUGGGUGAUGGGUUCUUAUGGAUUUUAGUGUUUUAAACUCUGAGAGCAGUCGGUGCCUGUUGGGAGAGAGGUAUGGGUUUCAGUUUUCAAACUAGAGGAAAAAAUGGAAAAUUUUGACAUGGGUUUGUCAAAAAUUUUGAAAUAAAAAAGGCUUUCAUGGGUUUUAGGUUGUGCUUCUUAAUCACGGUUUAUGGGUGCUGUGAUACAUAGUUAGGGUAAUCAGUAGGUUUUAUGAAUUGACCUAAGAAGUAAAGCUAAAUAGUUAAGUUGUCCUGCAAUUUUUGUUUCUGGGUUCCUUCAAAUUUAUUAGUAUUUUUGUAUGAAAUCUGCUCUUUUCGACCGGAGGCCAUUGUUGUUCCAUGUUAAGCACCAAAGGAACGCAACUGAAUUAAAGUUAUCGUUUAAUUCUUAUAACUAUGAGAGGAGAGACAUUUGCUCUAAUGGAAUUGAUCAUAAAACGUUAUGGGUAAAAGUGGAUGUGGUGAAAACAUCUGAUUUUAAAUAAAAUUUCCCAACUAUGUUCUGUGUUAGUCUUUUUUUCUGUCUUUCUCUCUCUUUAUAUAUAAAUAUAUAUUUAAGUAUUGAUGAAUACGUGUGCACACACACAUUCUAAGGUUAAAAUUUGACUUCUUAUAAAAGAUAUGGUUUCCUCCUGAAAGUUAUGACUAAGAGAAAGCAGAGUAAAAGAAAUAAUUAUAAUCUACAGUCUUGGUUAUCAAUUGGGUAAAUGUAGGCUUCUCUGUCUCUGUAAAUUUGUAUUGGUUUUCUGUUUUAGGUUGAUUUAAUUAAUGGGGUCUGUUUUUGUUUCGGAUUAAUUUGGUUGCUGUUAAAGUAAUCAAACAUUGAAAGCUUGGAACCAGUGAUCUUUCAAAGAGGUGUUGUGAAAGAUUAUGUGGACUUGGGUGAUCAAAAUUAUAGGUGUGUACAUUGUGGUGCAUAUUUUUGGUUGAAAGAAUCUCUCAAACAAAGUUGGAAAAAAAUUGAACCUGUUUUCACUCUUUGUUGUCAAGAAGGAAAAAUUAAAUUUUGAACCUCCAAAACCAACGCUAACUUUUUUAGAUUGCUUGCUUUAUCCAAAUGGAGGUAAAACAAGUUUAUCUUUUCGAGAAAAUAUUAGAGCUUACAACUCUAUGUUUUCAUUUACUUCUAUGAGAGCAAAAGUUGAUAACUCAAUUAAUGAUAUGGAUCAAGUCCUUACAUUUUUAAAAUUAAUUGUCAAGUUUGUCAUUUAAUGGGAUCUCUUUUACCUAUUGGCAAUGAGUCUCCAAAAUUUGCUCAAUUAUAUGUUUAUGAUACAUAUAAUGAAGUUCAAAAUCGUCUCAAAGCUUUUAAUUUUGAUGGAAAAAAUGGAAGGCUUGAUGAAAGAAUUGUUCAAGAGUUGAUUAAAAUGUUUGAUGAAUUGAAUGAGUUAGUCAAACUUUUUCGAACAGCAAGAGAUAAAUUUGAAACUAAUGGUCUUAUGAAUUUAAGAAUGACUUUAUUAGGUAGGCAACCAAAUGAUGGGAAACAAUAUGAUGAACCAACGAGUGAUGAGAUAGGUGGUUUAAUAGUUGGUGAUAUAGGUUUGUCUGACUCUAAUAGAGACAUCAUUAUAGAAUGUAAAAGCGAGGGAUUAAAGCGUGUUACAAAAUUGAAUCCAAAAUUUAUGGCCCUUCAAUAUCCUAUUCUUUUUUCGUAUGGUGAAGACGGGUAUAGGCCGGAUUUAAAGUGGAAUCAAAAUUAUAAAGGGCCGAAAACAAAAAGACAAAGGGUGCCUAUGAGAGCUUAUAUAGCUUAUCAAAUUCAGGAAAGAGAACCACGUUUAACUAUGCUGUUAAAAGGAGGUAGACUUUUUCAACAAUAUUUGGUUAAUUCGUAUGCAACAGUUGAGGAAGACAGGUUAGAUUACAUUAGACAAAAUCAAAAAAAUUUGAGGAGUGAAAUUUACAAGGGGAUUUAUGAUGCAAUAUCAAGAGGUGAUAAUGAUGCAAACAAUUUAGGACAAAAAAUUGUGUUAUCUGCUUCGUAUACAAGAAGUCCUAGAUAUAUGAUCAAUAAUUAUCAAGAUGCUAUGGCUAUUUGUAGAGAGUAUGGUCAUCUUGAUUUGUUUAUAACAUUUACCUGUAAUGUAAAGUGGCCAGAAAUUAUAAGAGAGUUCGAAAAAAAAUCGGGUUACAAACCUGAGGAUAGACCUGAUAUAAUUUCUAGAAUAUUUAAAAUGAAGUUUGAUGAUAUGCUUGAUUUCAUCAAAUCUGGACAACCUUUUGGAGAGGUUGAUGCAAGUAAGUUCCACAAGCGCUUUUUUUUUAUUAUCCGUCUUUUUUCCAAUUUUUGGUUUUUUUUUUAAUUUUUUUCUAUUUGUUGUUUUUACAAAUAGAUGUUUGUACAAUUGAAUUUCAAAAAAGAGGUUUGCCUCAUUCUCAUAUGUUAAUAUGGUUGAGACCAAAAUUUAAAUGCUACACUGCAUCAGAUAUA
Molecule: messenger RNA, 2518 nt
Organism: Pyrus x bretschneideri (Chinese white pear)
Lineage: Eukaryota; Viridiplantae; Streptophyta; Magnoliopsida; Rosales; Rosaceae
Exons: 2
Coding region: 1296-2390 (364 amino acids)
Source: RefSeq, a predicted model, not a curated record